CAUAAAAUUGACGUCUUUCAACAUAUUGUCAAUAUUAUAUAAUUUUAUUAAAUAAUUUAUAAAAAGAUGGAACGUACAAAUAAAGGAGGUCAGUCCUUCCAUCGAGUCAGUACAAUCUCAAACGAUUAUUUGAACCGAAAGCAAAGUGUAUUGAAUCCAAAAAGUGUAAAAAGAAUCAGUAGAGAACAGACCAAAUCGAUAGCUAAGUUUUAUAACGCAGACCUACAAAAGAUUUUUGGCGAAGUCCAAACUAUUGAAGAAAAGAUAAUAACGAGUUUCACGACACUAGGAGUUGAGGAUGAGCACGGACAUUUGGCUGGUAUAUUGAGUUUACAAAACUAUCCCAAUAUUCCUGCUGUUGCACCAUGGGGCUGGGAAUCAGUUUUUCUCACUUUAUAUGAUCUGCCCAAUAUAAACCCACGCAACACAUUCUUUAUCCACUUCAUGGCGUUUGACCCUAAAUAUGAGAUGUUCUUUGCAAGGCCAAUUUUGCAAUACAUUUUCAAAUUCAUUAUGCCCUUAGCGCAAAUAAUGUUAAUAUUACCUCCAGGUGUAGCAAGGGUUGAGUGCUUGGAACAAUUUGCAGUAAGAAUUCUCCCUAAAGAUUAUAAAAAAUCCCAAAAAAUACAAUCUAUAUAUAGAAUUGCCAGAGAGUCGUUUGUGUUAUCAUAUAAAAUAAGACGUGCCGUAGAGGAGGAUAAUGACGAUUUGGUUCCAAUGAUAGAUCAGUACUCUAAAAGAUUAAUAGAGCUUUAUGGGCACUAUUAUAUUGCUGAAAUAUUGACAAGGCAUAAGGAUUCUGGAAGACAAAUAAUAGUGGCUGAAUAUGGAGGUUCCGCCGUUGGAGUAAUGAUCUUAAAUGAAGCAGUCAAUUACGACUUAUUAAACGAAGAAUUCGAGUUGACACCCUUUCAUGGCUUAAGACAGAAGUCGGAACAAGACGAUGUUGAUUUAGAAGUGAUCAGUCAACUGGAGCUUAUUCAAUCUACUAAUGAUAUACAAGAGGAAAUUGAUCUAGAUAAAACAUCUAAAGGCAUCUUUUCUUCUGAAUUCGAAGACGAAGACGAUUUUUUGGUCGAUGUAGUCGAGAGUGAUAGCGAAUAUUCCCUGGUAUUUACUAAUUCAGACUUAUUUGUGUUUGAUGAGGAUGAAGAGGAAAAUCAAGAAUUGCCUUCAUAUACUCCAGAGAUAAUGCAAUCGGUGACUAGUUAUGAAAUUUUAAGAGAAAUGGAAAAAUUAAAAAUGUAUGAAGUUGAUCCGAGAUUAACCUACGCCGAUAUGAUGGAAAAACUAUCUCGGAGUAUCAUUUCCACAAGUUGCAAAAAGAAAGUUCCAAAAUAUUAUGGCAAAAGCAAUGCGUUCUGUAUCGAAGUUGCAGCUGCCCAUGCUGACCACGAGUUAAGUCUAUUAUCCUUACUACAAGCGGUUUUUGAGUGCUUUCCAGAUAGGGACUACUGCUUAAUAUGUAUGCCUAGUAUAUCUUCGGUGGAGCCUUGGAUGUAUCCAUUUAACAGAGUGGUUUUAAGAAGCAAUAGCAACUUUCCCAAUGACCUAUAUGUGUGCCACAAAACAUCGCUUCUGGGUAGACUGCAGGUAGUUCUUGCUUCAAAAGAGCACAUGCAAGAAGUGCAUACGCUAUUAAGCACAAUUCCGACUCGGUCAAUUGUAUUAUCACAUUUUGAGAUAUUCAUGGAGUAUCAAAAUAGUCCGUAUCAAUGUUUCGUCAUUGUAUGUGAAGGUCACGUCGUUGGAACAGCAGUUUUAUCGGAAGAGUACGGCAUUAAUCAUAUUGAUGCUCAAUAUGACAUAUCUACCUGGGUACCAUUGAACUACUUUAAAAGCGGUACUUUUGGAAUUAUUGAAAGUUUUGUUCUAGCUACCAACUUUCAUUGGGCGGGAAGGUAUCUUAAGAGAGAACUUCACCGCCUAAGUGACUACUUAGUGCUGUUUUACAAGUACAAAAAUAUAGAAAAGGGUACUUUUAAGGAGCGUCCGAUCGUUAAUCUUCUGCAUUGGUUUCAGCCGGUACUGCCUCGCAGGAUGCCAGAGUAUGAUUUUAAAAUGUUGUCGGAGGAAGGUUAUGGGGACUGUGAAGUAUUGACGAAAAAAGAUCAUUUCGCUCUUUAUGUGAGUACAAUUUCCCAAAGUAGUAUCCAACGCAUCCCUAUUAAUACUAGAAUCGUUGUUGUCGGAUGCAGCAAUACGGCAUACGCAUUUUUAGAAGCGUUAUUAUUGAGACAAAAUAACCCCAACUAUAAGUGCGAUUUUAACAAUGUGACGUUAGUAUGUGCAGAUGGAUUUCACGUCAAACUUUCCAAGAAAGUAAAGGAAUUAUUUAUGGUCCAAAAGAAUUUUAUGACAGACAAGCAUAUUGAUAUGAUGAAUCUAAAAGCUUUUGUAAAUGUGGUCUCUGGAAAUAUCUCACAAAUUAAUAGGAAAGAAAGAUAUAUUACAGUCAAUGAACGCAACGCCCUAAGGUACGACCUUUUAUUCCUAAUGUGUGGAGAGAAAUUCCAAAAACCACUGCAGGACUACAGAAUGCCUUUUGCCGAAAAUCCAGAUAAUUUCUUUCUUAUUAAUUGCCCCGCAGAUGGAAAUAAAGCCAUAACGAAAUUAAGAGACUUUCAAAAAGGGGACUAUAGUGAAGAAAAUAUAAUAGUAUAUGGACAUUUUCUACAAGCGUACAGUUGUUUGGCAGGGCUAUUGGAAUAUGGAGUGCCUGGAAAUAAAAUUACGCUUGUCGAACCCUUUCCUUAUAGUAUGAAUAUCGAUAAGAAACGAAGGCACAAUAUUUCGGUUUUUAAUGAUCCAGAAAUUUACCAUGCCACAAUGGAAUAUAUUAAUGCUCAAGGCAUUGAAGUCUACUCUUCCUAUUAUUUUAUUAACUGGACUUACUGCCCGGAGGAGAAUAUUAUAACAGAAGUAAAAUUCGAGUCCAAACAUAAAAUGUUAAAAAUGGCAUGUCAAGCUAUAAUUUUCUUUUACGAGAAAAGCAUCAGUCCACGGAUAUACCAAGUUAUUAAUUCGGCUGGGCUUGUUUUUGAUGGUCGACUAGUAGUAGAUAGCAACUGUAGGACGAACGACGAUCGAAUAUAUGGAGCAGGAACAUUAACCAAGUAUUCUAGAAGAUAUUUUGCAGCCAACAUGGUGCACAAAUAUUUCAAUAGAGUAGAGAUUGGGCGUAAGUUGGGCACACAAAUACGAAAUAUGUUAGUUCCCGGAUUUGUAAGGAGGUCUGAUCCAAAAAAACAUGGUUGGAACUUUCAUUUGGAUAUUCGGGAUAGGCUAGUUCCAAAGUACGACCAACCCAUAAUGAGGUACUGUCGUUUACCGGGUGGUUUAUAUUAUUUGUCAAUUGUCAAGCCUGGCAGACGGAUUCCUUUGGAGACCGCCAGUUCUAUGGAAAACUAUGGUCAAGUAUUUAUUACUGGUAGUUGUCGCAACUUGGAUCAACAAGGCUUCUUUAAAUUGCAUUUCAAUGAGUAUAACCGGGUCGAGACCAUCACGUGUCUAACAAAGUUUGCGAUUGACGUAAAAAACAUAUACUGUCUUUGGGGCAAACACGAAAAACUCCUCAAUAAUCUGCAGCUUCGGUUCGAAAUGGUUUUAAUCACUGACUUCUUUGAAUAUUUCAAACAGCCGUGGGCAUACGCUAUUUAUCACGAUCGUUUUGAAAACCUAUUGGAUGAACUGAAUAAUAUUAUGACUUCUUCAGUGGGUAGUGAUGAAACCUGCCUUAUUACUGAUAUAAUAGAAAUGUACAAACAACAAAAAUGGCAACCGCUUACAAAUGACCAGCAAGAGAAUAUCGAAGAAACGUUCCCUAACAUGAUUUAUCCGAAAAUACUCGAACAAAAGGUGUUAGAUUUUAUCCAAGAAAAUCUAAAUUACUUGCCAAUGUAUGCCCACCCCAUAGUAGUUAGAAAUAUACUGGAAGGAUUUGAUAAAAGUCCCUUAUUUUCAAAAUAAAAAUAGGUUGAAACUGAAA
Molecule: messenger RNA, 3988 nt
Organism: Anthonomus grandis grandis
Lineage: Eukaryota; Metazoa; Arthropoda; Insecta; Coleoptera; Curculionidae
Product: cilia- and flagella-associated protein 61-like
Exons: 24
Coding region: 67-3969 (1300 amino acids)
Source: RefSeq, a predicted model, not a curated record